Messenger RNA from Jaminaea rosea, 1388 nucleotides. RefSeq lists its product as hypothetical. Gene Ontology annotation, cellular component: membrane. The record is from RefSeq and is a predicted model, not a curated record. Bases 178 to 1182 code for a protein of 334 amino acids. The transcript is spliced from 6 exons. Lineage: Eukaryota; Fungi; Basidiomycota; Exobasidiomycetes; Microstromatales.
CAAAGGAGUCUGCUCGAUAGAUACUCCUGCUGCGUACUAAGAGCGGGGAAUCUAUCGCUCCUGGCUCGUCUUUGUCAGCUGCAAAGCGGCUGCAAGCAACACACGACCAACAUCCACCCUCCGCCUCGUCCUCGCCCCUCGUCCUCGUCAACCCUUAGCCGCUGAGCCGCCCUCACAAUGGGCUUCCUUCGAGAUGGCAUUCCUCGCAAGGAGAACGGCAAGAUCGACUUCCGACCCAAGGUAUACCACGGUCACUACCUGCUUCUGGUCAUCCUCGGCUUCCUCCUGCCUCCUCUGGCCGUAGCCGCUCGCUUUGGUAUUGGCAAAGACUUUUUCAUCAAUUGUGUUCUGACUCUCUGUGGCUACAUUCCCGGGCACGGCCACAACUUCUUUGUGCAGAACAUCAGAGACAACCGCAAUCGCGGCCGCACGCCCAAGUGGGCUAUCCGAUAUGGCCUUGUAAACGACGACUACCUCAAGAAGCAAAAGAAGAAGCGCCAGUGGGUCGGUCGCUACAAUCAUGAGAACUCCAGCCGAGUCAUGGUUGACGAUGACGGCAACGAGUUCCGCUACGAUCGCGACCACACCUUCGAAGACGGGGAAGGACCAGCCCAGCCUCGCAGGCGCGAUGAUCCGACUCUGCUCGCAGACGAGCGCUACUACAACGAGCAUAGGCCCGGCCCAUCUGCGCGCGAUAGCAGCGACCCCUAUUCGCUGCGGCGCAAUUCCAGCAGCAGCGGUGGUGCAUUUGGAGGCGCACCUGGAGCAGGAGAGGCGGAGCGUAGAAAUGCUCGCAACAGGUCCAAGGGACGCGCCUUCCUUGGCAGCAGGAAGAAGUCGGACCGCCAUGCCCUUGCAGGCGAGGCCAUGGGUGACCCGUACACAAAUGGGUAUGGCAACGGCACGGGCAGUCGUGAUGACUCGUUCAGCUCGAGUCUUGACGGCCGACCCAGUGCGGGCGGAAGAUACGAUAGCUUCGAUGACGAAGGACCAGAGGACGCUGAUGCGAGAUACAGGCCGGGAGGCAGCUCAGGAAGGGCUGGUAAUGGGAGUACUAGGUACGGACCUAGCGGUUCAGGUGGCUCGGCAGGCUACGGUGCGGGCGCUUCCUCUGGCCGUAAGGCUACCGGCUCGUCCUCGUCGGGCAGGGUGGCCAACGACGGGCUCGACCACAAUUUCUAGGCUGCGAGGCAAGCAAACACGCCGAGCUGGCCCAUGCAGCACUCACUCGUCUCUUGGCCUCGCCACAGGCGCGUAGGCCGACGUUCUCUCUCGAUGAUAUCUUAUGUGCAGCUGGCUCCCGUCGGCUGAAUUUCGCCUCUUCCUUGUCCAAUUGUAAAUGGCUCACCUUGUUCUCCGGCGCUAAAGCAAAGACUUGAGACUGGCCG